Molecule: messenger RNA, 375 nt
Organism: Aspergillus oryzae RIB40
Lineage: Eukaryota; Fungi; Ascomycota; Eurotiomycetes; Eurotiales; Aspergillaceae
Source: RefSeq, a predicted model, not a curated record
AUGGUGUACAUCCGGCAGCAUCAACUGCCCAAAUUGCGGGAAUACCGCUAUGCGGGUGUCGACCACUCGCUGAUAAGCCGAUACGUCCUGAAACCAUUCUAUAACAAUGUCGUGAUCAAGUGUUUCCCCAUGAGCAUGGCUGACGCUUCUUCAUUUCAACCGGUAUCCGGCCUGGCUAACAGCCUGCUUGCCUUAGUCCUAACGCCCUGCGCCGUGGGAUUGUUCUUGUAUCAGACCUUCGACGGAGUAGACGGUAUUCAAGCACGGAGAACUAAGCAAAGUGGUCCUCUGGGCGAGUUGUUCGACCACAGUGAGGCAAACCUACCCUUGUAUGGCAAACUGAGACUAAUUCAUGUUUCAACCUACAGGCGUUGA